CGACGCGCGCGGAGGAGGCGGGGCCGCGCCUGCGCAGGCCGCCUAUUAUGGCGGCCGCCUGAGCCCGGGGUUGAGAAGGCUCAGCCGGACUCCGUCCUGGUACUCGCGGCGGGUGCUCCUGUCCCAUGAUUCCCGUGGAGCCCGGCCAUGGUAGCUGGCCCCCACCCUGGCCAUGGACGAGGUCACCUUCAAAAGUGACACUGUGCUGUCAGACGUCCACCUCUACACCCCGAACCACAGACACCUCAUGGUGCGGCUGAACGGCAUGGGGCAGCCUGUUUUCCUGUCCCAGUUCAAGCUUCUGUGGAACCGAGACUCUCAGACAGACUCAGGGGCCGAGGGUGAUGGUCGUGGCGCUCUUCUUGCCGAGGAGACGCCGCCAUCCGGGCCGGGCAGUGCCAGGCCCCCUCCGGGGAGUGGCCACAGUGAUGCCACCAGCCAGGUGGGGCUGGGAACUCGGCUGGACGAAGACGGGGAUUUGGACGUGGAGAGGAGACCACCGACUGCUUCGGACCCCGAGCCAGCAGGGCCUCCGAGAGACAAGGUACAUCCCACGAUUCUAACGCAGGAGGAAGAGGACCCACUGGCAGAUGGAGCACGAGAGAGCAGCCCCCGGGAUAUCGUCAGAAUAGUGGCCCUUUCUCUUUUGGUCUCCAUCCUGUCCAGAGCACACCAUGGCCACCCCCCUGGAGGAUGUUGGCAAGCAGGUGUGGCGGGGCGCCCUGCUCCUGGCAGACUACAUCCUCUUUCAGCGGGACCUCUUCCAGGGCCGCACCGUGCUGGAGCUCGGGGCGGGCACGGGGCUGGCCAGCAUCAUCGCAGCCACCGUGGCACGCACGGUAUAUUGUACAGUUGUCCGUUGCACCGUGGUGAGCACGUUUGUGCCCCGUUGUCUCAUAGUCCUCAGGCUGGACUCGUAGAAGCAGAUGUCGGCACAGAUCUCCUGGCCAUGUGCCAGCGAAAUAUUGCCCUCAACGGCCACCUGACUGCCGCUGGAGGCGGUGUGGUUAAGGUCAAAGAACUGGACUGGCUCCGCGACGACCUGUGCACAGAUCCGGAGGUCCCCUUCAGCUGGUCGCAGGAAGAUGUCUCUGACCUGUACAGCCACACCACCAUCCUGCUUGCGGCCGAAGUGUUUUACGACGAUGACCUAACCGACGCUCUGUUUAAAACCCUGUCCCGCCUCGCUCACAAGCUGCAGAACGCCUGCACGGCCAUUCUGUCUGUGGAGAAGCGGCUGAACUUCACACUCAGACACCUGGACGUCACAUGCGAGGCGUACGACCACUUCCGCUCCUGGCUGCGGCGGCUGGAGGGGCUCGCUGACGGCCGGCUGCACUUCGCGGUGGAGCGGGUGGAGGCCUCCUUCCCGCAGCUCCUGGUUUACGAGCGCAUCCAGCAGCUGGUAGGUGCGGGCUGUCACUGCCGUGCGCGACGCCGCGGACCCAGGGCCCCCACACGCAGGCACCACACCCCGGUGCUGCCGGGGCAUCGUGAGGGGCCACCGUGUCUGCACGUGGGUCUGCGGGCCGUCUGUCGCCCUGGACUUACAGGGUGCUCUUUCCCUGCGGGCAGUUCCUGCUGCGGAGGAAGUGGGCCAAGCACAGGAGGCAGCUGGGGUGCAGGAAGUCCGCCGGGGGGCACGUGGUGGGGUGCUCGAUGCAGGAGCCCCAGUGCUGGAGGCCACACCUUCGCCAUGCACAUGGGCUGGCCUCCCAGACUGGGCAGGCUUGUCUAAUGGCCAGUGGCCCUUCCGACCAGGCCCACUGGGUCCAUCAGACUAGGCCUCUGAGGAAGCCUCCCAGUAGCGGUACACGGGUCGGGUACCGGGCCGAGCUCCUUCCUCCCCGGCCUCAGCUGAUGCCGAGACCAGGUAAGU
This is a messenger RNA of Leopardus geoffroyi (Geoffroy's cat), 1879 nucleotides long. It is a transcript of the gene METTL22, whose product is annotated as methyltransferase 22, Kin17 lysine. Bases 173 to 1738 code for a protein of 521 amino acids. The transcript has 12 exons. Gene Ontology annotation, molecular function: protein methyltransferase activity. NCBI's taxonomy places the organism in Eukaryota, Metazoa, Chordata, Mammalia, Carnivora, Felidae. Gene Ontology annotation, cellular component: nucleus. Gene Ontology annotation, biological process: protein methylation. The record is from RefSeq and is a predicted model, not a curated record.